Molecule: messenger RNA, 1194 nt
Organism: Fusarium poae
Lineage: Eukaryota; Fungi; Ascomycota; Sordariomycetes; Hypocreales; Nectriaceae
Exons: 1
Coding region: 1-1194 (397 amino acids)
Source: RefSeq, a predicted model, not a curated record
AUGACCAAGUUCAAGCGUCAUGCGCAAUCGCAGCCAAAGCAUGGGCCGCCGCCAGCCAGCGGUGCAUCCAAGGCACCGGUUGCACCACCAGUUCGCCGCCCCGGAUGGACUGGACCAAGCUAUAUACGGAAAGUCGUCAAAAAGACGCCUGCAGCGGUCAAACAGGAUAGCUCGAUAGAACAGAUCCAGAUUCUAUCUGUGAAGCAUCAACAACUCAUUCUUGACACAAUCAGAACAGCAUUUCCCGCUGUUGAUGAGUUCAGUGCAUUGACUCCAGUGUUACGUUCCGUCAGGGAAGCCCUCGAGCAACAGGACUACGGCAAGGCUUUCGGGACUGAGGAGUUCUUGGAGGCAUAUACCAUUCGUUGGAGUCCCAGUAGAGCUUUGACAACUGCCAAUGUGUUGGCUUGGAUGUGCAGUGCGAUGAGUGAGACUGCAUGGGUUCAAGAGUUCCUUCACAACGACAGAGAGAAGCCAUCCAAGAUCUUGUGCAUUGGGCGAGGAGGAUCUGACUUGUUAGCAUGUGCGACAUUGCUCAAGCACUCUCAUCAAAGCAAAGUCGACCAAGUUCCCUACGAGGGCAGUGCUAUGGUUGAUCUCAGCCUCAUCGAUAGACACGACUGGUCAGGUGUUGUCACAAAACUACAACACACUCUCACACACGCUCCCCCUCUUUCUAAAUAUGCAACCGCCAAGGCACACGCUGCCAAUGUCCCUGCCAUCCCAUCUCAACUCUUGAACCUAGCAGUCAACCAGCUCGACAUCCUUGAAGGUGAAGGUACAGAUCUACCUGUGAUGAUUGGGCCCAACCCGGCACUUAUCACUCUCUUCUUUACGCUACACGAACUCUACUCAGUCUCAAUAUCCAAGACGACGGCUUUCUUAUUGAGAUUGACGUCUGCCGCGCCUAAAGGAAGCCUGUUGCUUGUUGUAGAUAGCCCUGAAGCUGAUGUUGCACUACCUGAUAGUAGCAACAAGGGACAGGAGAAGAGAUACCCUGUUGAGUGGCUACUUUACCAAGCUUUGCUACCAGCCAAGGGCAGGGAUUCAGAGAAGGAGGAGGAGCAUCAGCCAGCGUGGACGAAACUUGUUCAAGGUGGCCAUGAGAAGGAGUACAAGUUACCUACAGAACUGAGAUAUCCAGGAAGUUUAGAGAACACUAGACUCCAGGUACAUCUACUGGAGCGCCUAUGA